Messenger RNA from Laccaria bicolor S238N-H82, 1497 nucleotides. RefSeq lists its product as uncharacterized. The record is from RefSeq and is a predicted model, not a curated record. The transcript is spliced from 4 exons. Gene Ontology annotation, biological process: regulation of DNA-templated transcription. The coding region runs from base 1 to 1497 and encodes 498 amino acids. Lineage: Eukaryota; Fungi; Basidiomycota; Agaricomycetes; Agaricales; Hydnangiaceae. Gene Ontology annotation, molecular function: DNA-binding transcription factor activity.
AUGGCUGCAACACGGUCUUCCAGGUCCAACCCUCGCUUGUCGACCUCCUCCAUUUCCUCCGUGAAGCUAUCCUCAUCCCGCACCGAAUCACCCGCAGACACACCCACAUCCGUCAACCGACGUACCGAUGAUGUCUUUCAAUCAAUUAUCAAGGGCAGGAAGAGCUGGAAGACAGCCAGGGGAGGGGAAAUCGUAUGGCCGCCAGAGCUUGAGAGCGCUUUGAUUGAAGGUUUGGAAAACUACCAGCCAGAUGACUCUAGAGAAACUCGACUGCUGGGGCGGUUUCCGAUGCGGAACCGCUUCAUCUCGGACUGGAUAUACGAAAAGACGGGAAAACGGCGCACAGCUAAGCAAGUUGGCAGCCGUUUGCAACAGCUCAGGGAUACGUGUGGGGGAAAACGAUGUAGGUCCCCCAACGCUACCGUACGUCUGCAUGACGUCCGAGCUAAUUCAACUUGUCCGAUAGUGCUCAAGCUUCUAACGCCCAAUAGACCUCUGGCCCGCCCAGCCUCCUUGUCACUUUCCCCGGAAUUACAGGACGUAGCUGGCCCUUCAAAUUUCAGGGGCCCCCCACCUCUCCGCCAUGAUUCCGAGUCAGGAAGCGACACCUCUCCUCCGAACUCGCCUACCACGCCGACCGACGCCCAUGCGACAUUGCAAAGCCUACUUUAUCGCGGGGUCGAGAGCCGUUCAACAGAACUCCCAAAUUCAAUUGUCUUCAUCGAUCUUAUCCCACAUCCUUCAGCUGGACCUUCAUCGUCACAUAGUGAAGAGGAACACCUGUGGAAGGAGCGCGGCUUCCAGAUCUCCCGCGCAUCUCCGUUCCCUCGCCACUUACACGACAUCGACUCGACUAUUACGCUUCUUUCCAAGUCUACUACCUCUGCACGCUCCUUCUUUACCGUCUACUCUGGAGAGGAUGUCGUCUACUCAGAGGUUACCUCGCUCAAGCCCUUGGGCCCACCACCAGGUGAUUUCGACUUCGACAACUCGUCGAGUUGCCUGUAUAGCACUACGUUAGUUCCAGGAUUCUGGCGUAGCCUGGUUCAAAGUCCAGACCCCACUCAAUAUACAAUCGUGCAACGUGUUGUCCAAGACUCGUCAGCCUCGUCCCCGCCCUGUACCUUAUUUUCUGCCAUGUUCAAAUUUACCUACGUAUCCUGUCCUUAUAUUUCUACCCCCUCCGCCGCCGCCGUUCAACCGGCUUCGCAAAAAGAUCCGGAGUUGGAGUUCUCUUUUGAUUCCCUCCUCACUAUGGACGCGGACGGAUUCACUGAUAUUCCCGCGUUUGACUCAAAAACCCAUGGAUACUAUCUGUCGGACACUUACGUCGAGGGAGGGUGGAGCUCGGGCUCCAGCUCAGCCCAGACAUCGACCUAUCACCCCAGCCCCAUUCAAUAUGACCAAGGACACUCCGAUUUCGGGAGUGACGACUCUGUAAUCUCGCCCAUUUCCCCCACUUCCACCUCGUUUUCGGGCGAUGUAUUCAACUACUAA